Molecule: messenger RNA, 262 nt
Organism: Racocetra persica
Lineage: Eukaryota; Fungi; Glomeromycota; Glomeromycetes; Diversisporales; Gigasporaceae
Source: the annotation of a GenBank genome assembly
UUACUUAAAGUUAGAGAAAAGCAUAUACCUUUCAUCACUAAUUCAAUGACAAAUACUAUUCAAUUAUCUGAAGAUAUUGUUUUAUUAUCUCAAGAUUCAAUACUCACAUCUAAGAAUGAUGAUGUUAAUAUAAUUAAUUCAAUUGUUAUGAGACAAUUCGCUGGAGAAGCAGUAGAGUAUCUCAGUGCAAAUACGAUUAUAGAACAGAAUAAAACAGACUAUCAGUAUCCAAUCGAAUUUCUUAAUUCUUUGAUUGUUGAAG